GGAAGAUGGCGGCCGCCGGCCGAAAGAAUAGGGGAGCACGGGAGAGGCAGCGUUAAGUGCAUCGCUUGGGACAUGAAACGUGUGGAUUUAAUGCUUCCAAGGGGGGAGGAAAAAAACCCCACAGGGUCUCGGUAGCCUUAAGCCGCUUAGCAUCCAGGGGCAGAGAUUAGACCGUGAAAGGAGCAAUCUCGGUUUUUUGAUGGCAAGCUGGGUCAAGAGAAAUGAAGCAAAAGGGAUCUCUUCCCCACUCACAAAACAAUCGCUUUGUGUUUGAAGGCUGGAAGCCCAGAAACCGAAGUGAAACACACGGUGCCACCGCACCUGGUCCCCAGGAUGGGGGAAUGGCACAAGAUCUUCCACCAGAGCCUAACCGUCCCUCCGUGUAAUGUCCGGAGGCCAAAUUUGCCGCUCCAACAAUCGGUGCCAUUUCAGUGCGUCUUGAAGAGCGUGCACGGGAACGCCUUGAAACAAAAAGUUCUGGAGAACAUGGUGGAGGUGGGAUUCCAGCUGCGCCUUUCGCUCUUCGACGUGGCCUACCGCCAGUUCUUUGGCAGGACUUGGAGAAGCCCCACAAGGCCUCUGAAAUCAGUCCCGGGGCAGCCGCCCUCCGUGGUCUUCAACGAGACGGUGUAUUUCCUCACCUCUUUGGGUCACCCCGGCAUCCUGAUGGUGCUAGAGAUUGUGGCGACCGCCAAGGGACAGGACGCGGCGUCCCGGGAAGUCAGCUGCGGGUUCGGGUUCCUCCGGUUGUUUAACGGCAAAUCCGAACCGCUGAUUUGGAACUCGACGGGCAAAGGGCUCCCUUUGUAUCAGGGGACUCCCCGCGCUCUCCUGCACCCGCUGCUUCUGGAGCCCAUAGAGAAGAACAAGUACCUGACAGUGAUGGAAAACACCCACCUGCAGUUCACCCUGCAGCUCCACCCACCCUUGGAGGCCAUUCACCAUCUCCUGCCUGAGAAUAUCCCUGUCUCCAGUGGGCAGAGGGUCCCAGGGGUCUUGGCAGCACCUGAAGGAGACUUUCUGCAGAAGCCCCGCCUGAUGAAGAGCCAGACGUGGUACCUGGACAAGCUGACCGUCCACCUCUACCCUUCCCUGGAGAAGUUUGAGGAGGAACUCCUGAGCUUGCUUAUGCACGAGCAGGUUAACUCGAUCCUGGACGGGACGUCCCUCGCGAUCCAGGAACGCCGGCUACACGUUGGCGUCCACAACGGCUUGUGCUUCGUGCAGCCCCCCCAGGUGGUGGUGGUGGUCCCUGUGGCAUUGCCAGAGGCUGAUAGAACCCGGGGAAGCAGCGGGAGCCUGCGCCGGAAGCAAGGAAGUCCCCUCAAAGGCAGUGCUGAGGGACGAGCUCUCAUCCUGCGAAGCCGCAUCCACCUGGCUGAGAUGGUUCCUCACCCUGCUUUUGGAGUGGUCUUCCUGUUGGAAUAUGUCUUCUCUGUUGCGAGUGGCCCUGAUGGGAAGACGCCCUCCAUGACCUCCCUGACGGCCGCAGCCUACAUGCACUCGGUCCGCUGGGCCCUUUGGCAGCCGGUUCUGGAUGCGAAUUCCGCAGACGUGGUCCUUCCCUUGCGAGGCGGGCCUCAGCUGAACCCCCACCACGUCCUGGUUUACAAGACCCCUCCGGCCACCAUGAGCUCCAGAGAGGUGAAGCAGGUCGAAUCGGGCACCCUCGCCUUUCACUUCUCCACCAGCUCUGAGGAGCGACUCGGAACAGCGGCCAAAAGUCCGGGCGUUAAGAGGGAAACGCCGCUGCCCCCAAAGAUCAAGAGCCCACCCGCCGCGUCCCCCGGUUCACCUCCUUCCGUCCAGAUGUUGGUUUCUACUCAGGAUUACACUCAGGGUCCCGGGCUGUCGAUGUCGCAACUGUUGGCGUCCCCGAUAAACAGGAGUGGCCACGCGUUGCUGCCAGCGGUCAGUGGUGCUCAGCCAUCCCAGGACAGUCUUCAGCCGGCCAGAGAGAGCCAAGCAACCAUCGCUCACCUGGAGUCCGACCUGAGUUACAACCCUCAACUCGAGGAUGGCGCCACAGUGGACCAGCUGCAAGAGCUGCCCUUCACGCCGGUCCACGUGCCCAUCCUGGCUCUCGGAGGAGCCCCUUCACGGAGCCCCAACACCGCCCCCACCCGGGCCUCGCUCGCCCGCCUGCGCACGGCCGGAUUCCCUGAGCUUCUGGAUUGCAACAAGGAACCACUUGAGAUGUUGGAUCCCAACGAUCCCGCGCCCUGCAGCCCCCAGAGGGAGGAAGGCGACCCCUUGCCCAACCACGAGAUCCACCUGCAGUUCCUGGCCUUGAGCAGGCCUGCCCAGGACGAUCCUGCUACGUGGCCCCAAACCGUCUACUUCACCCUUCAGUUUUACCGCUUCCCCCCGGUCACCACGCCACGGCUGCAGCUGGUCCAGACUCAGGCCUGUGGGCCAGCGACUCACAUCUUGGUGCAGAUCAACCCAGACGGGACCCUGAAUCUCGCCCCCCCUGGUUUCCACCUGAAGUACCUGGUGGACCAGGCCUCCCUUAAACCAGGUGAGCCGCGCUGGUUCCUCCACUACCUGGCCCAGCAGGCCCUGCAGAUCGACGUCUGGGAUGGGGACUCUUUGCUUCUGCUGGGAUCUGCCGCGGUGAAGCUGAAGCAUCUCCUUCGCCAAGGACGGACGGGGGUCCAGGUCUACCACGAGUUGGAGGUCCUGGCCGUGGAGUACAAACCGGAUGCAACCGUGCUGAGCGGGGAGGUCUUCCGCCCUUGGGGGGUCAAGCCCAUCGGGGUCCACGCGGCCGUGAGGGGUCAGCUUCACCUCCGCCUGGCGAAUAUCGGCCACCGGUGUGAACAGGGGCUACGGAGGUCACACUCCUUACCUCCUUCUCGGAGGCGCGUCAUCUCCUCGCAGGACGGCGCCAGGGGCUUCCCUGGUGGCAGUUUGGUCUCCAUCAGCACUCACAGGGCCGGAAACGUGUGCCAAGCCAAAAAACUGGCCGAUGUGGACAGUGAGCUGGCCGCUCUCCUUUUCUCCCGCUUGCGGGAAGUGAGCGGCGUCUUGCAACCCGCCAGCCAGGAAGCCGGACUCACCCGACGCCGGAAAUUGGAGAGGAUGCUUUCGGUCCGGAGGAAGGAGUCUCAGGAGGGCGACGUUGGGAGGAAGAGCAGCUUCAUCUUGGGCCGGCACGAGGACCGGGUUCAGCAUUCCCGAGACCUCCAGCUGAUCGAGGCGUACCGGGAGCGCAUCAAAGCUGAGAGCAUCACCUCCAUGCUAUGCCAAGCCAUCACCACCCACCACGUCAUCUACGCCACGUUGGGCACGGCCGAGUUCUUUGAGUUUGCCCUGAAAAACCCCUACAGCGUCCAGCACACGGUGACCAUCAGAAUAGACAACCCGGAGCUCAGCAUCAUCUUGGACGUCAGAGAGUGGAGGCAUUUUAAAGAACUGACCCAAACGGUCACACCGUUGGAAGAGGACAUGUUUCAUCUUCACAAUGGCCUCACUCCUCAGGUUUACCUCCGUCCCAAGGAGACGGUCUACAUCCCCUUCAAGUACCAGACCUUCUCCACGGAGCAGAUGGCCACUGUGCAGCAAGGUCCCCCCGAGCCGACAUCUAAGGAAGGUGAGAAGAUCCCCACGGCCACAUCCUCUGGAAAGUUCAGCGAGACUCUACGCAUCAAGGUCUCCUUCACAGUGGGCAACGGCAAGCCCCUUGCUAUCCUGAGCGUCAGUGUGGAAACCCAGCCCCACGCGGUGGAUCAGACCUUCCGCUUCUACCACCCGGAGUUGACCUUCUUGAAGAAAUCCAUCCGCCUGCCUCCAUGGCACACGCUCCCAGGGGCUCCUGUAGGGGUUCCUGGUGGAGAACCUGAGAUGUUCGUCCGCUGCAGUGACCCCAACGUCAUCUGUGAGACCAAGAAGAUGGGACCUGGGGAACCUCAGGACAUCUUUCUGAAAGUCGCCGCGGGUUCGAGUCCCCAAAUCCAGAGAUUCUUCGUGUUGAUUUACACAGACCCCUGGCUGGCUGCACCCACCCAGACCUGGCAGUUCUACCUCCACUGCCUGCAGUGGGUGGAGGCCAGCUGCAUCCUGGGGCAGCUGACGCGGCUCUCCCUGGUGCUCCGGGGGACCCACACCCUCCGUAAGGUCAAGGCCUUCACCUCCCACCCACAAGAGAUGAAGCUGGAACCGGACGGGGUCUUCAUCCUGCCGGCCAACGGGGUCCAAGACCUGCACCUCGGAUUGCAGCCGCAGAGCGCCGGCUGCCGCUUCAUCUCCCUCAACCUGGUGGACGUUGAGUUCCACCAGCUGGUCUCCACCUGGCUGGUGUCCAUGACCUGCCGGCAGCCCUUCAUCUCCAAAGCGUUUGAAAUCGUGCUGCCUUCCGGGGGAGGAAAAGGGUCGAACAAGAAGAUCACCUACACCAACUCCUACCCGUCCCCCCGGGCCUAUUUCCUGCACACCAACCGCCCGGAUCUCCUGCAUUUCAAGGAGGACUCCUUCCAGGUGGGCGGUGGGGAGACCUACACCAUCGGUUUGCGGUUUGCUCCCAGCCAAAACGCCGGUGAGGAGGAAAUCCUGAUUUAUAUCAACGACGCCGAAGGGAAGAACGAAGAGACGUUCUGCGUGAAGGUCGCCUACCAGUGAUUCCAAUCCUUCCUGCCACCAGAUUGGAUGGAUCGUCCGUAAGCGGAUCCCUCACACCGUGGAAUAUUGCCUGUCUCGGGAGCGAGUCAGAUCCCUCCUCCAUCCUCGGGGUCAGGGAUCCAGUCCUGAUCCCAGCGAGGGUCUUGGGGGGAUCUCAAACCCAACCGGGAUUGUCUUUUGAACAAAAACAAUAACAAUCUGCACCAAAAAAGAAUUUUAAUCUGCACGUCGGGAUCGUCUCAGUUUGAUUCGAAGGAGCUCGACCGUCCUAGCAAACGAGAAUCAUUCGGUCCGUGUGGCUUAUUCUCCCACGUGAUAUUUUUCUCCACCUUGCCGGAGGGCCCGUUUUUAGAUCCUCGGGGUGCCCCUUUGUGCCUUUUAUUGAAUACCCAGUGGCGUCUUUGGGGGAAAAAAAGCCUCAAUUUUUUUUUCUUUUAUCGCCGGUUCUCCUCUUGAAUGAACUUUCUGGAGCGGUGCGAGUUGCCGGUACCCCAUUAAGCAUUUCUGGUAACGCCCCCCCAAAAAAAAGAAAAAGAAAAAAAAAGGAACAAGGCUUUAUAAAGUUAAAAACCUGGAAAAAACUCAUCGGGUUUUCGAAGCCCUCAACUUAAUUUGAACGGUGAAUAAUGAACCUGCAGCCUUUUUCGGCCAUGUUUUUAAAAAGUUUUGUUUGCCGGGAUUAAAAAUUGGAUAUAUCUUUUUCCUCCACUGAGCACAUUUAAUGUGUGAUGUUUGCGGAAGGUUGAGGGUCUUUUAAAAAAAGAGAAACAAGCAGAGAGGCUCACAACCAAAGACGCACACAAACAAACAGAUCCGGGCUCAAACCGUAUCGAAUUAAAUCAAUUAAAAUGUCUUGGAUUUUGCGGACAGCAAAAAUAUUUAAUGUUCUUGUUUCGUCCCUCGGGAAUGGUUCAGGUCGGUUUAGGGUUGGGAAGAUUGCUCCGGG
Molecule: messenger RNA, 5566 nt
Organism: Ahaetulla prasina
Lineage: Eukaryota; Metazoa; Chordata; Lepidosauria; Squamata; Colubridae
Gene: NPHP4
Product: nephrocystin 4
Exons: 32
Coding region: 334-4620 (1428 amino acids)
Biological process (GO): negative regulation of canonical Wnt signaling pathway; protein localization to ciliary transition zone
Cellular component (GO): cytoskeleton; non-motile cilium; ciliary transition zone
Source: RefSeq, a predicted model, not a curated record